GGCAGUUUUAUUUGCAAUCUUGGGGGCGGGAAAUCAAACUGCCUUGUUUCCUUUUCUAGAGUUUUCCAUAAUAUAUAAAUGGUUUUCCCUUCAAAUCAAAAUACUAUCUUCAUCCCUCUCCCACUUUACCGCCUAUGGCCCCUGGUUUUUCCCUCUCUCUCUACCACCCUUUUCAAACCCCCAUCCACCGUUAUCCUCUGACUUUUACUUCCAUCUUCUGCCCUUAUCUAUUCAUCUCUGUCCUCUUCCAGAUCCGUUAUUUGCUACCCCUCUCUAUUAACCCUCUUGCAUGCCGGAAAUAGGAUUCAGUUUCAGGAUUGAUCAAAUGACAGUUGAAGCGGCGGGUUUUGUGAGAAGAUCGGAUGAAGCUUCGCACCAUGUUGAUAAGGUGAUAAAGAAGAGGAGAGGUCGGAAGAGGCUCAGGAUUCAAUUGAGGCGCCCCUCGAAUGCUGGGACUCUGCAGCACCUCUUUCACUGUUGCCAAACACUUUUCAAGGGCCCCGGCACUGUUCCUUGUGCUUCUGAUGUGCAAAAUUUGUGUCGUAUUCUCGAUGGUAUGAAACCCGAAGAUGUAGGACUUAGCAAGGAUCUACACUUCUUUAAACCAAAGAGCGAGAUCGACGGGGCUCCGCGAGUAACCUCAGCAACCAUCUACAAAUGUGACAAAUUUGAGUUGUGCAUAUUCUUCCUCCCUGAAACUGCAGUCAUACCUCUUCACAAUCACCCUGAAAUGACUGUUUUCAACAAGCUGCUCUUGGGGACAAUGCACAUUAAAGCGUAUGAUUGGGUUGAUCCCCUCACUUCUGAUUGCUCAUUAUCAAAUUCUAAACAUGUGGAUGGAAGUUCUGUGCGAUUAGCGAAGCUAAAAGCCAACAGAAGGUUCACAGCCCCAUGCGACACUUCUGUAUUAUAUCCAACUUCAGGAGGAAAUAUCCAUGAAUUUACUGCAAUAACACCAUGUGCCUUUCUUGAUGUAAUCGGACCUCCAUAUUCUAAAGAUGACGGUCGUGAUUGUACAUUUUACCAAGAAGUUCAUGCUUUACCGGACACUGAAGAAUUUAGGAAGCUUAAAGAAGAUGGGUAUGAGUGGCUAAGGGAAACUGAAAUCCCUAAGGAGUCGGAGAUGGAUGGAAUCGAGUAUAUGGGUCCACAGAUUAACAAGCCUUCUUCUACCUAACACAUUUCCACGCACUUUCUUUCUAUAGAGCAGCACGUUUAAUAUCUUGUUUCUUUUUGUAUAUAUACAUUGUGCCCCUUUGUAGAUCAAUGGAAAAGAAAAGUCGUGAUUACA
Messenger RNA from Salvia miltiorrhiza (redroot sage), 1291 nucleotides. Its product is annotated as plant cysteine oxidase 2-like. NCBI's taxonomy places the organism in Eukaryota, Viridiplantae, Streptophyta, Magnoliopsida, Lamiales, Lamiaceae. The transcript is spliced from 5 exons. Gene Ontology annotation, molecular function: oxidoreductase activity, acting on single donors with incorporation of molecular oxygen, incorporation of two atoms of oxygen. The record is from RefSeq and is a predicted model, not a curated record. The coding region runs from base 290 to 1177 and encodes 295 amino acids.